Messenger RNA from Amphimedon queenslandica, 528 nucleotides. RefSeq names its product TNF receptor-associated factor 3-like. The record is from RefSeq and is a predicted model, not a curated record. Gene Ontology annotation, biological process: regulation of canonical NF-kappaB signal transduction. Gene Ontology annotation, molecular function: zinc ion binding. The annotation marks the transcript as partial. NCBI's taxonomy places the organism in Eukaryota, Metazoa, Porifera, Demospongiae, Haplosclerida, Niphatidae. Gene Ontology annotation, cellular component: plasma membrane signaling receptor complex. The transcript is spliced from 2 exons.
AUGGCUCAGAUGCAGAAAGAAGAGCUUUCUUUUGUUGAGGAUCUUCCUAAGCAUUUGACAGAUCCUCAUAUUGUGAGCUGCUGUGGACAUAAUUUCUGUGGGUCUUGUAUUGAGAGAGUAAAAGCUAGUAAUGGAUUCUGUCCUAUGUGUAAAGAGAAGGAAUAUCAAUCAUUUAUCGAAAAGAAGUGUUCACGUAUCAUCAAUGGAUUGGAGGUCUACUGCAGUAAUAAGGAGAAAGGAUGUCAAUGGAAAGGAGGAGAAUGUCAAUAUGAAGAAGUAAAGUGUCAACAUGAGAAAUGUCAAGAAAGAAGGCAACGCAGAUAUCUUAAGGAUCAUGAAGAUGACGAAUGCCCUCAACGUCUAUUUCAAUGCCAAUACUGCAGGAGUAAAGGUACGUUCCUCUCUAUUACAAAGGAUCAUUAUGAGGAAUGCAGGCAGUAUCCUGUUACUUGUCCCAAUAAAUGUGUGUCUACUACUAUGCCACGAGGUAGUCUCACUGCUCAUAUCAACGAGUGUCCAUUAGAGCCA